AUGAUAGAGCCCAAUAGGCUCAGGACACCGGAGGGCAGGCGAUUUAGCGUUCAAAAGGAACACAGUAAAAAAGCCCCAGAAAAAGCCCCAGAAAAAGCCCCAGAAAAAGCCCCAGAAAAAGCCCCAGAAAAAGCCACAGAAAAAGCCACAGAAAAAGCCACAGAAAAAGCCCCAGAAAAAGCCACAGAAAAAGCCCCAGAAAAAGCCCCAGAAAAAGCCCCAGAAAAGACCACAGAAAAAGCCCCAGAAAAAGCCUCAGAAAAAGCCCCAGAAAAAGCCACAGAAAAAGCCCCAGAAAAAGCCCCAGAAAAGACCACAGAAAAAGCCCCAGAAAAAGCCCCAGAAAAAGCCCCAGAAAAAGCCCCAGAAAAAGCCACAGAAAAAGCCACAGAAAAAGCCCCAGAAAAAGCCCCAGAAAAAGCCCCAGAAAAAGCCACAGAAAAAGCCACAGAAAAAGCCACAGAAAAAGCCCCAGAAAAGCCCCAGAAAGUAAACAAAACGAGGGUGAAAUAG
This is a messenger RNA of Procambarus clarkii (red swamp crayfish), 513 nucleotides long. The record is from RefSeq and is a predicted model, not a curated record. Lineage: Eukaryota; Metazoa; Arthropoda; Malacostraca; Decapoda; Cambaridae.